Messenger RNA from Hippocampus zosterae (dwarf seahorse), 1225 nucleotides. It is a transcript of the gene fsaf1, whose product is annotated as chromosome 19 C1orf131 homolog. NCBI's taxonomy places the organism in Eukaryota, Metazoa, Chordata, Actinopteri, Syngnathiformes, Syngnathidae. The transcript is spliced from 9 exons. Bases 78 to 812 code for a protein of 244 amino acids. The record is from RefSeq and is a predicted model, not a curated record.
GCUUUGUAAAAUUGUCGUAUUGAACGACGAGUCGGUGACUAUUUGUGUUUUAUUUAACCUUGUAUCAUAAUCUUAAAAUGAAGCCCGACAAGAAUGGAAAUGUUGACGAGGAUUGUGCUUUUCUGGAACAAGUUUUGGAUUCGUUAUACGAUUUCGGAAGUGGAGCUGGGAAAAGAAAAAAGAAAAAGCAAAAAAGAUAUGAGGAAAAAGCCCUUCCUGAAGAUGCUGCUAAUGUCUGUAGCUUCGAUGAGAACCAUGUUGGAGGACAAGAGUCCUUGGAUGUGACUGUCCACGAUCAAAAUCCAGCUGUCAAGCCGGUGAGCCAGGUGGAGGUGGUGAGCUUCCAGGACCCCGCCAAGAGACAAAAUAAGAUCACACAGAUGCCCACUGUCAAUGAAACUAUUCCACUGGAGACUUCGAAGAAGCAGAGUGCUCCGCAACAGGGUGUCAGUUUGGAAAAGGCUCGACUGGAGGUGCAUCGCUUCGGCAUCACGGGCUACAAAAAGGAGCAGCAGCGAGUCUAUGAGGAGGAGCGCGCCAUCAUGUUGGGCGCACGGCCUGCCAAGAAAAACUAUUUGAACUACAAGGUGCUGCAGCAGCAAAUCAAAGACAAGAAGGCAGCGGCGAAAAACGAAGUGCAGUCGGACCUGAGGAAAAAGAAGAAGAAUCCAAGCAGGGACAACAAGAAGAAGACGCCGACGUCUGGCUCGUCGUCAGCACCCACCGGUCAGGUGGGCCGCUUCAAGGACGGGAUUCUGAUCCUCAGCCCCAAGGAUGUCCAGACCAUGAAGGCCACGGUGCGACGCAAAUGAGGAGAAUCUGUUCUUUUUCCGCAUGAAGGAAGGAAGGCUUCAAACUCGGAAGACAAAGGCGGCGUCUGCAUUUAGGUGGCGUCUUUUACCUAAAACCAGGUGAGAUCGCAUCUGGUACGGACUAUAGAAAGGUGAACAAUCAGUUCGCUUGAAGUGAACUCUCCAAAGUCCCAAUGAUUUACAUUUCCGGAUUUCGAAACGAUGCCAAAGUCAAACGGAAAAGUUGAAAUCGUCAUGUGUGACAUCAGUAAACCUCACGCGACUUCAGUUAAUAUUUGGUGGGGUGGCAUUUUUGUGAUGAGGGAGGUGAACUGCUCAGUACAAAAAACGCACCAGACCGUACUUGUCUUUAUUUCAUCACAGGUAAUUUAUUUCUCUCCUGUUUUUUAAAAUAUAAACAACCAAGAAGAAGA